Messenger RNA from Empidonax traillii (willow flycatcher), 1255 nucleotides. It is a transcript of the gene MRPL35, whose product is annotated as mitochondrial ribosomal protein L35. The transcript is spliced from 4 exons. Lineage: Eukaryota; Metazoa; Chordata; Aves; Passeriformes; Tyrannidae. Gene Ontology annotation, biological process: translation. Gene Ontology annotation, molecular function: structural constituent of ribosome. Gene Ontology annotation, cellular component: mitochondrion; ribosome. The record is from RefSeq and is a predicted model, not a curated record. Bases 1 to 1074 code for a protein of 357 amino acids.
AUGGCUCGGCGCGGCGCGGCCCGCGGGGAAGGCGCCGUGCGCGGGUCCUGCCGGCGCCGCCUCCGCCCCCCGCCCUCGGCGCGCACCGCGCCUGCGCGAGCGCUCCCGCGUGACGGGCCGCGCGCGGCCAAUCGGAGCGCGGGGAAGGGGCCGCGAGACGCCGGCGCGCGGAGGGUGCGCGUGCGCGGGAUGCCCGCGCUCCUGGGGCCAGACGUUUACGAGCGAUUUUAUAUAGUCUUUAAAACGGGAGGAGAGAGUGCGCCAGGCCAGAACAACCAGAACGGGUGCUCGCGAUUGAUUUGGGAACGCGGCGGGGACACUUCCACCCCCGCGCUCCUGCGGGUCCCGAGCUGCGGGUGGAGCCCGGCGCGGCCCCUCAGCAGCCCCGGCCCUGCCCGUGGGCGGUCCCUGCGCGGCCCCGCCCGGCUCGGCUAUCGCGGCCAUGGCGCUGGCGGUGACUCGGGGCGCGCUGGCGGGUCCGUGUCGGUGCUGGGCGGUGUUUGGGAGCGGGGGGUUGGUUGUGUGUGUUGUCCGGCUGUCACAGUGUGUGCUGAGGGUCUCUCCGUGUCCCCCCCAGGGAUCCUGCGGCGCUGGGCCCCCCGGGCGCUCCCGCUCUCCGCCCUCCCCGCACGGUGUGCCGGGCACGGACCGGCCCCGGCCCCGCUCCGGGCCCCGCUCUGGGCACCGCGGCUGCUGGAAGGGAACCGGCCCCGGGCAGCGGCACCCUCGGUGAUCAGCAGUGUCACACCUCUACUUCCAAGUAUACUCCAGCAGCCAGCGAGGACUCUCACCUACUACGGCGUACGGAAAGGGAAGAGGAAAAGCGUGAAAUCCGUUGUCAAAAGGUUCCUCCGACUGCACAACGGCCUCUGGGUUAGGAGAAAGUCUGGUUACAAGAAGAAACUGUGGAAGAAGUCGGCUUCCCAGAGGAAGCGUCUGAGGGAGUUCGUGCUGUGCAACAGGACACAGUGUAAACUCCUGGAUAAAAUGACCACUUCCUUCUGGAGAAGGAGGAACUGGUACGUUGAUGAUCCCUACCAGAAGUAUCACGAUCGCACGAAUCUUCAGGUGUAGAAACCUCGGGUUGGUUUUUGCACCUCUGUAAGAAGGAAGGGGGCUUGGUCCUGUGCCCACGGUCUGGAUGUUGGAACAUUGAUCUGCAGUGCCUGUAACUUUGCUAAAUAAACAUGUGCGCAUCAUCUGAGCGGAAUUAUGGGAGUCAGUGCCCAAAAUAAAGGAAUGUCCAGGAUUCUCU